Molecule: messenger RNA, 943 nt
Organism: Myodes glareolus (Bank vole)
Lineage: Eukaryota; Metazoa; Chordata; Mammalia; Rodentia; Cricetidae
Source: RefSeq, a predicted model, not a curated record
AACAAUGAAGGGUGUCCUACAUUACAUAUUAUUAACAACUCUAAGUGUGGAAUUUCUAAUGGGAACUUUAGGCAAUGCAUUCACAGUGCUGGUGAACAUUAUGCACUGGGUAAAGAGGAGAAAGAUAUCUUUCAUAGACCAGAUCUUGACUACUCUGGCAAUUUCCAGAAUUUCUUUGUUCUUUUCACUUACUGCAAAUUUAUUUCUAUAUGAACGGUAUCGAGCCAUAAUAAUGACUUCAAGAAUUUUGAGAUACAUGUGUACGUUUUGGACAGUAACCAAUCAUUUCAGUAUCUGGCUUGCUACAUGUCUCAGCAUCUUCUAUUUUCUCAAGAUAGCCAAUUUUUCAAACUCUAUUUUCCUUCAUCUAAAGUGGAGAAUAAAAAAAAUGGUUUCGGGGACACUUUUGGCAUCUCUGCUAUUCUUGUUUUUAAAUAUUUUAGUUGCAAACACACAUAUUCAUGUCUUCAAUUACAGAAUCGAAUCAAAUACAUCCUUCAGUGCCAUAUCAAGUAAUUAUUCUCAACUUCAUAGGCACAUUAUACUUACCAACACUAUGUUCACACUCAUCCCCUUCACUGUGACCCUGACAGUGUUCCUCCUGCUCAUCUUCUCCCUGUGGCGACAUCUGAAGAGCAUGCAGUACAAUGCCCAAGGCUCCAGAGAUGUCAGCACUGUGGCCCACAUGAAGGCUCUGCAAAUGGUGGUCAGCUUCCUGUUACUGUAUUCCUUUUAUUUUCUCUCACUUCUUUUGCAGUUUUGUAACAUUAAGUAUAAGCAAAAAAACUCAAUUUCUCUCCUUUUCUGGGUUAUUGGAGUUGUUUUCCCUUCUGGCCACUCCUGUGUCUUGAUCCUGGGAAACAGUAAACUUAGACAGGCAUUUAUUUCCAUGGUGUGGUGGCUGAGGUGCAGGCUGAGUGCUGUGGAGCCCUCAGUUUCCUAA